This is a messenger RNA of Strongylocentrotus purpuratus (purple sea urchin), 4116 nucleotides long. Its product is annotated as vesicle-associated membrane protein-associated protein A. Gene Ontology annotation, molecular function: FFAT motif binding. The transcript is spliced from 6 exons. Bases 166 to 891 code for a protein of 241 amino acids. NCBI's taxonomy places the organism in Eukaryota, Metazoa, Echinodermata, Echinoidea, Camarodonta, Strongylocentrotidae. Gene Ontology annotation, cellular component: endoplasmic reticulum membrane; plasma membrane. The record is from RefSeq and is a predicted model, not a curated record. Gene Ontology annotation, biological process: endoplasmic reticulum membrane organization.
AAUCUACAUUAAGUCACUGUGCUGCGCUGCUAUAUGGCCGACGUGUACUAAUCUUGAAUUGCCGGUGACAGAUAGGCGUUAAUUUGCGAAGUUCUGGUUGGACGGUACAUUUCUCUGCAUCAACAAAAUCCUCUUGCACCUUCUUUCUAGAGGAAUAUAAUAACAAUGGCGAAGCCAGAUCAACUCCUUGCAAUCAAACCACCAACGGAACUCCGUUUCCGAGGUCCAUUUACAGAUGUCGUCACAUCUGAGCUGACACUUUCAAAUCCAUCGGACAAAAUUCUCUGCUUUAAAAUCAAGACAACAGCACCAAGAAGGUACUGUGUGAGACCGAACAGCGGAAUCAUGAUUCCCAAUCAGAACGUCACAGUUUCAGUAAUGCUACAACCCUUUGACUUUGAUCCAAAUGAGAAGAACAAGCACAAAUUCAUGGUACAAUCAAUCGUCAUACCAAAGGCAGAUAUCGACUUGGAAGCAGUGUGGAAAGCAUCAGAUGUUGCUGCUAUAAUGGACACCAAACUAAAGUGUGUUUUUGAAUGGCCAGCCAACCAAGCUCCUGCACCUGCCUCACAAGAAAAGGUUGAGAGUGCCUCAGCAGAGAGCAAACCCAUCCAGUCUACUGUUCCCCAGGUCGGAGAGGAGAAGUUAGAGACAAGGGAUUUAGAUACAGUGGUCAAGGAAUGCAAGCAACUCAGGAGAGAGGUUGGCAGCUUACGAGCAGAAAACACACAACUAAGGACGGAGGGCGUGAGGCAGCGAAGAGUUGAGGGAGGUCAACCCAUGAAAACAGUAUCGCCCACAGUCACAGAGACGAAACCCAUGCUGCCUUCCACCAUGAUCAUCCUGGCAAUCUUCAUCCUGGGUUUCCUCAUUGGUAAAUAUGUCUUCUGAGACAGGUCAAAGGUCAUCAUGUAUAAAGCUAUUUGGAUGGUGGUGGAAGAGAGAAAACAAAAAGUGUAAAAAUAUAUUGCUUAAAAUGAAAACUGUCACUUUUGUUGAUAUGAUUAAGGAAGUGGAUAAAUACUGAUACAUUUUAAGAUGGGAAGUUAAUAGUUCUCUAACAUUUACUGGAUCUCUGAAGUCUAUCGUGAGUGGAAGUGUGGGUUUUUUCCUAUUAUUUAUUGUUAUGUAGACAAUUAUUCUUAUCAAAAUCUCAUCACAUGUGCAAGAUCUGAAACAGAAUUUGUAUAGAAAUUGCUCUGACAAGAUGAAAAUGAAGUCAAACUGGAAGCGUGCUUAUCAUAUUGGAAUGUGUUGCAUUUUAAUCUAGAGACAGGAAUGUUUGUGGUCAUGUUAACAUAUCAGUCUCUUUUAUGACGUGCAUGGUGUAAAAAGUGGGAUGCCUGUUUACAGUUGGUUGAUCAAUUAGAAUGAAGUGUAUUUGAAGUUGCAUUGUACUUGAUGCUUAUGAGAUUUUGUAUGCAGAGUAUUUGCUACAAUUUGUGUUCUAAUAUAAUUAUGAAUGUAGUUUUCUCAUUUAAAUGCUAACAAAUGUAAAAGUAAUCACUUCUUCCUUCAUGUUUGAUUUAUCAAUUAUUUGAAAUACAUGCACAGUGCAACAUUACAUAGUCAAUAUAUCAAUAUACCUGUACUUCAUUUAUUUCUAGGGUACAUACAUGUAUUGUAUUCUCUUGUUACGAACCAUCACUAUUUGAUAGUAAUGAUAGGUUUGUUCAGUCUUUUUGAAACAUUGAUAUUUGAGAAUGAAGUGAUUUUAUCUCAAAUACAACCUACUUGGUAUGCUUCGUGCUUCAUAUUUUGUUACAAAAUUAACUCCUCAAUCUCUUCAAAGGAUUGUGUUCCAUGUCUAAAAUUCAUACUUUAAAAUCCAAAUAAAGGAUUGAAUUAUGUACAUUUUUUUUCUGUGGAGACUAAGCAAAUGUAGGAAAUACUAUUCAUGGGAAUGGAAUUUGAAUUUGAUUGUUUUACAACGAUUAAAGAUCAAAUAGCAUAUUGAUCAGGUGGUGAUUCUUCAGAUGUAAUGACAAGUUAAAUUGACAGUUGACAGCUCCCCUCCCCCAUUGUUACCAAGAGAGCAGUGAAUUUUAGAUCCUAGAAAGCUCACUGUUCUUUUAGACUAAAAGUUCUCAAGUCUGAGGAUAAUACAAGAAAAGUGCACUGACGGGUCUGUGUUUUGAUAUAUAGAACAUUCAAUAUGCGAGGGGUGAAAUCAGUUUGAUUAUCCUUACAGUAUUUGAGAUCACUAUCCCUUUAAAAGGACUUUUCAGACUAUUUCAAUACCAGAAUCUGUUGAACAUGCACAAAGAGAUGGUAGUAAAACAUUCUACUUGUACAUCCGUGUACGAUUUAUUUGUAGCAUUCAGUAGGUAUUGAUGUACAGCUGAUCAGAUGGGACUAUUUUUCUCCUGUUAUUUAUUAUUCUUUGCUACAAGCUGUUUAUUCUGCUUCAUUGUAAAUUAUUAUACAUGUACAUCAAUAUGGGAUAUAUAUGAUAAACAAUGCAAGCAGAAGACAUGCAAUCAUUCGGAUAUGAUACAAAAUGUGACGUAUUAAACAUUCACACUGAAUACUGGUAGUAGUCAACUGUAUCAUAAAAAAAGAUGAAGAAAAAUAAAAAAAGAUUUGUAUAUUAUUGCUAUGUACAUAUAUACAUGUAUUGCCAUUACUGAAAGAUGUGUAGGUUUGAUUAGACCAAUUAUGAUUGCUGUUAUCAAACUUACCAAAAAUCCCCAUGGUCCAGUACAGCUAGCAUCUUCUCAAAUACAUGUGUAGCUACUGAGCACAUGGCCAUGGGGGCUGUACAAAUAGAUUACUUUGUUGUUUUAAUUUCAUUUCAAUGUUCUGUGUCUAGUUCCUUGUGACUAUGUAUUUGUAAGUCUUCUUUUUGUAUUUUCUUCAUGUUUUUCUUUUGUCUGAACACAAAUCCUCUGUUGGAAUCAUAGGAUUUCAUCUUCAUGUUAUAUAUACAACCUUACUAAAGCAGCAUUUCAUGUUUUUCCAACUUGAUUUGAAAUUUGAGAUUAUAGGUUAAAUUUCCAAUGUUAUUUCAGACAAAAACUGUGUUGAGGUAUUCUUUGAAAUUGUUAUGAUGAGGUUUGACUAAUACUUUACCAAUCUCCAAUAUUCUGCAUUCAGUAUUCCCUACUUUGGGGGUGUUUAUCCAUUACAGAUGUAGCUGUACAUGAUGUGCAUAUUACCCAUUUGUUGAAAUCAAAUACACAUUGUCAACCUUAAUUAUACUUUUAUGUACAUACACCAAGAGCUUAUCUGUACAUUGGUAUCGUAAAGUGUCUAGUUAGUUAGAAUUAUAACCCAAAGACUUUGUUCAGUGUAAUUAAAUAGUUUAGUAUUAUUUUUGAUUUGUAACUCUUCACUAUUACCCUUCAUAAUACCGGUAUUACUUAGGUGUAUGUAAUUACAUGUUAGCCUAUUUUCAAAUUAUUUAAAGCAAUUUAACCAUGACUUUGGUACUAAAGUCAAAUAUAUUACUCUUUGCAUUGAACUAUGACUAUUAUUUUGCUUAAAUUAAAUAAAAUUGGAGUCUCUAGGCAAUAUUGUUUCAAUUCAUUUUGACUAUGCUUGGCAUCCCAUGCAUUGGCCAAUCAAAAUUUGUAGAUGCACCAAACUUUGUUUUCCUAAUUAUUUAGGAAUUCCUGUGUCUGUGUUAAAGUGUUAUGUAAUGCCAAUUGUUAUUCUGUUAUGACAUUUAAUGUUCAUGGAUGACAUUGUGUAAAGAAAAAAGAAGAAAGAUGUUUGAAAUUUCAUAAGAAACAGUAAUAUGUAUGUAGCUCAUGUAAUAUAUAAAUUGAUUAUCAUAGACAAAGGAGUCAUGUUGUAGCUCAUCCAAAUGUGUUGAUGAGGUGCACAAUCUGUACAUUUGAAAUUUGAAAUGUAAUUCUAUUUAAGUUCAUAUAGCAUUAUCCCAAGAGCUAAACCAAUAAUAACUUAAGAAUAGACACAGAUUGAACGUAUAACUAGUGUACAUGUAUGAAGUCUUUUUAGUCUGAAGCAAGCGUAUCACUGUUUACAAUUUCCAUAUUCCUUUUUAUUUUGUUCCAUUAUUUCUCUCUCUAUAUGUAGUUGUAGCGUAGAAGUACUGCCCAUGAAUAUCGUCUAGAAUAAAGCAAUCGAUUCUCUUGUAAAAUUCCAAUAAAA